Molecule: messenger RNA, 4284 nt
Organism: Volvox carteri f. nagariensis
Lineage: Eukaryota; Viridiplantae; Chlorophyta; Chlorophyceae; Chlamydomonadales; Volvocaceae
Exons: 10
Coding region: 1-4284 (1427 amino acids)
Source: RefSeq, a predicted model, not a curated record
AUGUGCGCACUAAUUCCCCUCACCCUCGCGAACCUUUUCCUCAUCACCUCCCUCCUCGCCACCUUCAAUCCUAAGAACUACAUCAUUGUCCGAUCCCCUUCACCCGCCGGCGACAUUGUGUGGCCUCCGUGCCCCUCCGCCGCCCUCCAGCAGCUCCUUGAGCGCUGUACCCGUCUGGAGGCGCUGGAGAUGCCGGCCGCCGAGCAGAGCAGCGCCCCGGAGCCGCUGCUGAGCGCCGCGGAGCAGGGGCUCAGCCGACCGGCGGGGGCCUGGGUGCUACAGCAGCUGCCGGUGUCGCUCACGCAUCUGAGCCUGACGGAGUGCGGGUCGCUGCAGCCAACAUCCCUCAUGCACCUGGGGCCACUCACAGCACUCACGAAGCUAAGCAUCCGGGGCCUGAGAGAGGUGGAGCUCGUGGGCCAGGCGGGAGCUGACCCAGGUGACCCAUGGGACGGCCUGCUGCCCGCCUUCCUGCCCUCCCUCACUGGCCUCACGCGCCUGGCCUUCCACCCGCCUUCGCUGAACGACGCCGCAGCCGCGCUGGCGCCCCUCGCAGCCGUGCCCUCCCUGGCGCGUCUGGAGCUCGGUGGAUGCGGCGGCGGCGGCGGCGGCGAUUGCGCGGCGGCGCCGCUGCGGCUACACGAGGGGGCAUGGCGCGUCCUGGCGGCGAUGCCUUCCCUGGAGCAGCUGCUGUUGGGAUAUUGCAAUGCGGCUGUGGGCGGGGCGGUGACGUCGUCCUCGUCGUUUUCUUCUUCUACGCCGCCUUGGGUGUCGGGGCCUAGAGCAGGGCACACGUAUCCGUCUGCGGCGGCGGCGGCGGCGGGCGUGGGACUGGCGGCGGCGGCAGCCGCCGCAGCCAGUUUGUCCUCGUGGGGAGUUCGGAGCAGCGGCGGUGGCGGGUGUGGAUGGAUUAUGGGUCUAGGCAGCAGACGCAGCGGCGGCGGCGGCGACGGCGGCUGGGGAUCGGGUUGCGCCGCCCUUGGCAGCGGACUGUACGGGCGGAACCAGUACGGCAAUCAUACGACCCCUGAGGACAGUCCCGUACGCUUUGGUGCUGUUGGUGCCUCGGGUGGUGGGGGUGAGGGUGGGGAUGGCUGGGAGAUGGGUAGUCGGGCGCUUGGCGGGAGCGCGGCGGUGCUGUCCCCCGCUUCGGCAUGGGGGAGUACUGGGGGUACGCCUGGGGUAGGUGACGCUGCUCGCGAGCAGUACGAAUGCAGAGAGGGCGGGGACCCGCUGGCGAGGCCCGAACCCGGCGGCGGCGGCGACGGCGGCGGCGCCGACGGCGAUUGUGUAACGCAUGCGGAGAUCCGUAAGGCUGCCGUACUCUUGGCUGGCGGCGCUGGGGCGUGCUGGAAUGCGGCCGGGGCUGUGUCGCAGGAUGGUGAGGCCGGCGGGCAGGAGUUCUGUGGGGCAGGAGGAAAAGCUCCUUUGCCGUCGGCGCCGCCGGCGGCGUCGGCGGUGGCGGCGGUGGAAGCAACCGAAGUGGAUCGCAUCCCAGCGACGGGACUGUCCACCGCCGUCGCGGGCUCUGCGGCGUCACCGACGGAGUCCCUGCCACGGGAGCUAAGCAUGUCGUACAGCCGUACCGUCGCGGGUUCUCCGCCGGCAGUGGUGCUAGGUACGGAGGGCAUUCCAAGGUCUCAUCAGACCCCGGCAACUACUGCUGCCGCUACGGGUGUAGCAACCCCCUCUGAUCACACCGCCGCCGCCGUCAGCGUGGAGCCCAGCUGCGUCGGCAGUAGCAGCGCACCUAGCAGCCGUAGCAGCUACUGCGCAAAUGCAUCACGCUGGCGCGUCCCGAACAGCGCCACUAGCGCGAGACCUGCAUCCGAAGGCGGCUACAGCUGGUGCAGUAGCUGCGCUAAUAACGAUGAUGCAGUGGUGACUGCCGCCGGCGCCGCCGCCGCCGCUGCCGCCGCCGCCGCCAGAUGCCGCGAUGGGGAGAGGACCCGGCAACUGCCGUUGCUCGGUACAACUGCUGGUAUCGAUUUCGCUGCUGACGGCGGCGGCGGCGGCGGCGUUCAAGAACCGGCCGUCACUGAUGCCAUGGAUGGCGGCGACAGCAGCGCCGUUGGACAGCCGUUGGUUAGAUCAGGCAGCAGUGGCGGCGGCGGCGCUGAUGCCGCCGGCGCUGCCUCGGCCAUUGGAGCCGGCAGCGGCGUCACCGCGGCACUAGAAGGACCGCCGCCGCGGCUACUGCCGCCGCAAAGGGCUCCGCCGCUCACAGGCACAGACCUAGUGGACAAUGGCGGUGGCGCAGCGUCGAUUACGGAUGUGGGUACAUGGAGUCGUACGUCAGCAGGGCAGGCGGAAGCCGCGAUCGUGACGGCGGCUUUGACGGCGGCGGCGGCGUAUCGUGCGGCGACGUUGGAAGCGGCUGCAGCCCGCCAGGGCAGCCCCAUGGGUGGCGCAGAUGACGGAAUGUUGCGGCAGUCGACGGCAGCGGCUGUCGCGGCGGCGUGGGACGUGGCCGCCGCUACUGCGACUACCGCCGCUACCGCCGCUACUACAGCUCAUUUCGUCCCUGCAGCCGCAACCGGCGGCGGCGGCGGCGACGGAAGCUCCGCCGCGCCCGGGGAACACAGCGGUCUUGACGCUGCAGCCCCAGCGGACCCUGACGCAGACGUCGCGGACUUGUACGGCACAAGCUUGCUGAAGAGCACGACGCAACAACCUUGUGGUGGUGGCGGCGCCGACGUCAGCAGCCCCAAAAUUUUCGCGCCGGUUUUCGUCGCGCCUUCUUCCGCGUCCACUGUACCGUCUCAGGGAGGGGGCGGUGUUACUUGCGAGGAUCUACCGCCAGCGGCGGCGACGGCAACGGCGACGGCGGCAGUGGCGGUUGUCGCCGCCGUCACCCUCGCCUCCUCUGGCUCGGUCCAAAACAGUGCCGCCACCUCUCUUAAAAGAGCGGGCAGUGCGGCGGCGGAUCUCGGCGGGUACGACAACCGCGGCAGCGGCGGUAGCGGUUUUUCCCUCGCCGGCGGCGGGGGCGGCGGGGCCGGCAGUGUCCUGAACAAGCUCCAUGCGCAAGCUAAUGGAGGCGUUAUCUCUUUUUCCUUCUUACGACGCCUGUCACUACUGCGCAUCGGCGACGUUGAUGUCGUACAGCUAGCAAGCUGCGCAUCGCUCCAGGCAGGGUUGCUAAGCCUAUCCAUGUCAGACUGUACGGACCUGGGUGAAGGCGGCAUGAAGGGGGCCCCUCCACAGUCCAUUUCCAAGCUCCGGCGCUUAGAGCACCUCAGUCUGAGAGGCCUGAAGACGACCUUCGACGUCAUCAUCGGCGGCUGGACGACGCUGAGGGAGCUGCGGGCGCUGGAGCUGGGACUCAGCCCGGCAGCGGCGGCGGCGGCCCUGGCGGCGGGGGUAAAUGCAGGUAUGGCGGCUUCCGCCGCCGCCAUCGGUACGGUAACAGUAGCAGCGUCAGCGCCGCCGCCGCCACCGCUUGUGCAUGUGGGCCCUACGGGCGACGGCACGUUGCGGCGGUUUAGUACGGGCUGCGGGGACGAGGUGGGGCUUCAGCAGGGGGGGAAGGGCAGCAGCGGCGGCGGCGGCGACGGCGACGGCGACGGCGACGGCGGGAAUGAUGGCACUGUUGGCGGCGAUAUGGUGGAGCCGGGUCAACGUGGGGGGCCACCGGGGGUCGGCGAUGACGGCGGCUACGGCGGCGGCGGCGAUGGCGGUACUGGUACGACUGACCGUACUUGUGGCAAGUGGCCGCCAACACCCGCCGUCGGUGCGGCGACUGAGUUAAUGGAGCUUCAGGCCGCACUGUGCGAGUCCGCAGGUGCCGCUGCCGCUAGCGGCGGUAGCGGCGGCGGCAACCAGUUGCCGUCGUACCAGGCGUACGAUGACGACCUGGACGCCACGGUCGCCAUGGUGGCGGCGGCGGGCGGCUUUAAUAGCGACGUCGACUACGAUGAUGACGCUGGGGGGAGCACGUACGCGGAGGCUAUGUACGGCAGUGGGUCGUCUCGCAGGUCCAGCGAUACCGGCGCCGCCAUAUGCUCCGUUGACUUCGUCAGUGGUGGCGAGGAGGAUGAAGAAGAGGAUGAGCUUUGUACGAGUAUUUGUUUAAUGGGCAGUGAUGGCGGAUUUGACAUCCCCACCGCCACCGCCGCCGGCGGUGGUGGCGGCAGCAGCGGCGGCGGUCCGGGGCUGGCGGGUCUCCAGGUGUUGCUGCAGCUGCUGCCAAAGGUUAAGGAGCUCUACCUUCACAACCUGCCAAAUCUUACUCCUGGAACUGUAGAGCAAGUGGCACAUUACACACUUUUACACACUGCUUAG